CAUUGCCCGGCUCCCUGUCACUCAGCCCGCGCGGGGCCCCCGAUUGGCGGCCUAGCCCCGUUACGCACUCGCCUCGCGUUCACAUACCCGGGGAGGGCAGUAGAAAGGUGAUCAAUCUUCAUCAGGCUACAUUUCCAAUCACCUAAACAACCGAGCAAGACAAGCCACUCCGACAAGGUUGGCUGCCCGGCGGGUCUCCGUGAGAGAUCCAGGUAGAUGGUGAACGGCCCCGGCAGCUGAGGGCAGGCCAGGCCCCCAGACGCAUCAGACCCUGAAGGACUGCGCGGUGGGAGCCCUGCACCGCUCCUGGCCCCGGGCUCCCUGGAUCCGUCGGGGCGCCUCCACCCAGCUGUUAGCAUGAUGUCUUACCUCAAACAACCCCCAUACGGCAUGAACGGGCUGGGCCUGGCCGGGCCCGCCAUGGACCUCCUGCACCCAUCCGUGGGCUAUCCGGCCACUCCGCGGAAGCAGCGGCGGGAGCGCACCACCUUCACGCGUUCACAGCUGGACGUGCUCGAGGCGCUCUUCGCCAAGACUCGCUACCCUGACAUCUUCAUGCGGGAGGAGGUGGCGCUCAAGAUCAACCUGCCGGAGUCUAGAGUCCAGGUCUGGUUCAAGAACCGCCGCGCCAAAUGCCGCCAGCAGCAGCAGAGCGGGAGCGGAACCAAGAGCCGCCCAGCCAAGAAGAAGUCCUCUCCAGUGCGGGAGAGCUCGGGCUCCGAAAGCAGUGGCCAAUUCACCCCGCCAGCUGUGUCCAGCUCUGCCUCGUCCUCUAGCUCGGCGUCCAGCUCUUCCGCCAACCCAGCGGCUGCAGCGGCUGCGGGACUAGGUGGGAACCCGGUGGCGGCCGCGUCGUCGCUGAGUACACCAGCUGCCUCAUCUAUCUGGAGCCCGGCCUCCAUCUCGCCAGGCUCAGCGCCCGCGUCCGUGUCGGUGCCGGAGCCACUGGCCGCGCCUAGCAACACCUCGUGUAUGCAGCGCUCGGUAGCUGCAGGCGCCGCCACCGCAGCAGCCUCUUAUCCCAUGUCCUACGGCCAGGGCGGCAGCUACGGCCAAGGCUACCCUACGCCCUCCUCUUCCUACUUUGGCGGCGUGGACUGCAGCUCAUACCUAGCGCCCAUGCACUCACACCACCACCCGCACCAGCUCAGCCCCAUGGCACCCUCCUCCAUGGCGGGCCACCAUCAUCACCACCCACAUGCGCACCACCCGUUGAGCCAGUCCUCAGGCCACCACCACCACCAUCACCACCACCACCACCAAGGCUACGGUGGCUCUGGGCUUGCCUUCAACUCUGCCGACUGCUUGGAUUACAAGGAGCCUGGCGCCGCUGCUGCUUCCUCCGCCUGGAAACUCAACUUCAACUCCCCCGACUGUCUGGACUAUAAGGACCAAGCCUCAUGGCGGUUCCAGGUCUUGUGA
Messenger RNA from Gorilla gorilla gorilla (western lowland gorilla), 1422 nucleotides. It is a transcript of the gene OTX1, whose product is annotated as orthodenticle homeobox 1. The record is from RefSeq and is a predicted model, not a curated record. Gene Ontology annotation, cellular component: nucleus. NCBI's taxonomy places the organism in Eukaryota, Metazoa, Chordata, Mammalia, Primates, Hominidae. Gene Ontology annotation, biological process: regulation of transcription by RNA polymerase II; multicellular organism development. Gene Ontology annotation, molecular function: RNA polymerase II cis-regulatory region sequence-specific DNA binding; DNA-binding transcription factor activity, RNA polymerase II-specific. Bases 358 to 1422 code for a protein of 354 amino acids. The transcript is spliced from 5 exons.